UAAUAAGUCAAAAACAUCUGAAUCAUCUUCUACUUCUACCACACUUCCCUCCACCUCCUCUUUGAGCCCAACGCUAACUCAAGAACUGGUCCUCCCAACCCCCCCUCCCCCUUUCAGAGAUUCACGUCAUCCAGCAUCUAUAAAAAUCCCCACCCGCAAUACAGCAAUCUAGACCGGAUCCUCGCACUUGCAUUUGCAUUUGCAUUUGCAUUUGUGACUGGCUAGAAGAGCAAGCAUGGUAGUAGACACAUCAUAUUAUGACGCUCUCGGCGUCCAGCCGACAGCUACCGAGCUCGAGAUCAAGAAGGCCUACCGCAAGCUGGCUAUCAUCCACCAUCCAGACAAGAACCCAAACGAUCCCACCGCCCACGAAAAGUUUCAGACCAUCGGCGAAGCCUAUCAGGUCCUCUCGGAUCCUGAUCUAAGAAAGGCAUACGAUAAAUAUGGAAAAGACAGCGCCAAACCUACCGAGGGUUUCGUCGACCCGGCGGAGUUCUUUAGUAGUAUAUUUGGCGGCGAUGCCUUCGUCGAUUGGAUUGGAGAAAUUACUCUCAUGAAGGACUUGACUACCACUAUGGAUAUCACUAUGGCCGGCGAGGAAGAAGGGGACGAGGCGGAAUUCCCUGGUAUUGAGGAAGCUAUGCACGAGAGUGCAAAGGCAGCAACUACUGAUUCCACCGAUGCUACUGGUGCUACUGGUUCUACUGGUGCCGGUGACGUACCGAAACCUACCGUAGUCGAAGAUGAACCUGAAAAUUCGGCCGCCGGAAUACAUCACGAUGCUCCCGCCGAUAAACCACCAGUCCCCUCACGCGGCGCGUCACCGAGUCCCAAUGCUUCCGGCACUUCGACACCGUCGAGACAUGCGAUACCCAUACGACCUGCGCUCAUGGACCGCCCGUCGGAUGAUGCACAAUUGCUAGGCCAGUCAGAAGAGGAAAGAGAGCUGCGCAAAAAAGAGAAAAAGAAGGGUGGCCUGACCAAAGAACAACGGGAUCAACUUGCGGCCUUUGAGAAGGAGCGCGCUAGAAUCCGGCAAGAGCGCGUCGACACGCUCGCCAAAAAGCUUGUCGACCGUAUAUCAGUGUGGACAGAGACAGACAAAGGUCCUGAUGUCACGAGGGCUUUCGAAGACCAGAUCCGCCUCGAGGUAGAAAACCUCAAGAUGGAAAGUUUCGGACUCGACAUCUUACAUGCUAUCGGUGCCGUGUAUAUGUCAAAAGCGACUGCGCUCAUCAAAUCGCAGAAGUUCCUCGGGAUCGGUGGCUUUUUUAGCCGUAUGAAGGAUAAGGGAACUCUUGUCAAGGAAACCUGGAACACCAUAUCGUCGGCCAUUGACGCACAGCAAACAAUGGAGGAAAUGGCGCGUAUGGAGCAGGCAGGUGGCGAGGACUGGACCGACGAAAAGAAGGUUGAGUACGAGCGCAGAGUCACAGGGAAGAUCCUCACGGCCGCGUGGCGGGGCAGCAAGUUCGAGAUCCAGAGUGUAUUGCGGGAGGUUUGCGAUAGCGUUCUCCAUGAUAAGAAAAUACCCUUGAAUAAGCGUCUGGAGCGAGCACAAGCGCUUGUUAUAAUUGCGGAUAUCUUUCAGAAGGCCCAGAGAACAGAAGAGGAAGGCGAGUAUAUGGCAUUCGAACAACUAGUUGCCGAAGCUGCUAUCAAGAAAGAAAAAGAGAAAGAUCCCAAGAAGAAGGGGAAAGACAAGAAGACUGACGUACACAAGGAAAAAGCGUAAUGAGCUUGCCUUGUGGAUGAUAGCGGACUCGCUAGGAGAUCACUUUCCUGGAAGCGAUCAGGAAACAUUCGAGAUUCAUUCUUAUUGUCCUUGAGACAUA
Daldinia caldariorum is the source of this 1835-nucleotide messenger RNA. RefSeq names its product DnaJ-domain-containing protein. Gene Ontology annotation, biological process: protein import into peroxisome matrix. The coding region runs from base 236 to 1735 and encodes 499 amino acids. Gene Ontology annotation, cellular component: cytosol. The record is from RefSeq and is a predicted model, not a curated record. The transcript is spliced from 3 exons. Lineage: Eukaryota; Fungi; Ascomycota; Sordariomycetes; Xylariales; Hypoxylaceae.